Naegleria gruberi is the source of this 987-nucleotide messenger RNA. RefSeq lists its product as uncharacterized. NCBI's taxonomy places the organism in Eukaryota, Heterolobosea, Eutetramitea, Acrasida, Naegleriidae. The coding region runs from base 1 to 987 and encodes 328 amino acids. Gene Ontology annotation, cellular component: myosin II complex. The transcript has a single exon. The record is from RefSeq and is a predicted model, not a curated record.
AUGGCAACAGCUGAGGAAUUACCAAGAACACCAACUCCGAAUUAUGGAUUGAAUGAUUCGAUAUCGAUGGCUGCUGUGGAGGAAGGGUCUAAUUUGAAUAUUUCAGGUAUUAAUAAUGCAUCGGGAUUGAAUAACAUGUCAGGUAUUGGGAAUAUGUCAGGAAUGAAUCUAGAUUCAUCCUUUGCCGAUCCAAACAUGACUAGGGACUCUAGCAGACCUGCAACAUCAUUAUCUGGAAAGGGAUUAUCCUCCUCAAUGAUUUUAAAACCAGAAGAUAUUCCUCCUGAUAUUAUCAAGAGAUAUACUGAUGCAUUUAAAUUAUAUGAAGCUAAAAAGACGAUUAAACCAGGUAAAGCACAACCACCUGCUGAAGGAGACGAUAAGAAGGGUGCAAAGAAGGGAGAUGAUAAAAAGAAGAGUGCACCUGCAAAGAAGGGAACAGAUAAAAAGGGAGGAAAGAAUGAUAAGACUGUAGUUGAACCAGCAGUGCAAGCUCCUCCUCAACCAACAUUUACCAUUUUAAAAGGUCACGUUUUGAUUUCUGAUUUACUGACACUGAUGAGAGCAUUAAUGAAGAAUCCAAAGGAAAAAGAUCUUCCUCUCUACCUAAGCAUACUUCCAAAUUCUGAGGAAGUAGUUAAUAGAUGUCAACUUAAUCUUGAUGAAUUUUUAAGAAUUAUGCAAAAUGCACCAAUUCCUAAUCAAGACGAUCACUUUAAAAUUUUGGAUGCUUUUGAAACUUUUGACGAUGAUUUUAAGGGAGAAUUUGAACCUGAAAAACUCAAAUUCAUUUUAGCAACUAUGGGAGAAAAGGAUUUAAUGACACAAGAAGAAAUUGAUGAAAUUCUUCUUACAUUCACCAAUCCAGAAAACAAGAGCAUUGCCUAUGAUGAAUUCUUAAAGACCUGUUUGUCUAACACAAAUGUACACGAUCCUCCUCCACCAAAGACUGCUAAAAAGGGAACUAAGAAGAAGGCAACCAAAUAA